Molecule: messenger RNA, 2531 nt
Organism: Pygocentrus nattereri (red-bellied piranha)
Lineage: Eukaryota; Metazoa; Chordata; Actinopteri; Characiformes; Serrasalmidae
Product: taste receptor type 1 member 1-like
Exons: 6
Coding region: 1-2496 (831 amino acids)
Biological process (GO): G protein-coupled receptor signaling pathway
Cellular component (GO): membrane
Molecular function (GO): G protein-coupled receptor activity
Source: RefSeq, a predicted model, not a curated record
AUGCGGUGGUUUGCUCUCUAUGUUGUUCUUUUGGAUGUAGCUAACUGGUUUAAAAUCCCUUGCUCAGCAUCUGAAUUCAGCUUGCAGGGGGACUAUUUGCUGGGUGGACUUUUCUCUUUAAAUAUAGCUUUAAAACCAGAACUCCAGUCACACCCAGUGACCCUUGAGUGUCGCAGGUAUCACUUUGAUGAAGAAUCUUAUCAGAUGUUCCAGGUGAUGAGGUUUGCAGUGGAGGAAAUCAACAACUCCACUACCCUCUUGCCUAACGUAUCACUCGGCUAUGAAAUCUUCAACCAUUGCUCCGACACACUGAAUUUUCCCUCCGUUUUCAGUUUCCUUUCUCAGAACGGAUCAUUUCCAAUACAGCGAAAUUUCAACAAGUACCAGCCUAAUGUAAUCACAGUUAUAGGUCCUUAUGACAGCACUACAACUAUCACUGUCGCACCAUUCUUCAUGAUGGACCUUAUUCCUAUGGUGAAUUAUGGAUCAUCCAGUUAUGACUUAAGCAAUAAAUUGUUGUACCCUUCUUUUUUAAGAACAGUUCCUAGCAACAAAGACCUGAUCGAUAUAAUUAUUCGCAUUAUUAAGUGGUUUCGAUGGAACUGGGUUGCCUUCAUUGGCAGCCAGGAUGACUACAGCCAAGACGGCCUGAGUUUAUUUUACCAGUAUAUUCGAGAAAAUGGCAUUUGCUUGGCCUAUCAAGGGAUGCUUAGCUUAGAGUCUGAUUAUUAUGCAACACUUAAGACAAUAGAAAAACUUAAAAUAAAUAUCAUUGUGGUUUUUUCUUCAGGUGUCAUAGUGGAGAACCUAGUUAGAGCAGCUAUAAAUCACAAUAUCAGGGACAAAGUUUGGAUUGCUAGUGAGGGUUGGUCUAUGAAUAAAAAGCUCUCUCAAGAACCUGGGAUCCAAAACAUUGGGAAAAUUUUUGGUAUUACAGAACAAUUCACUUCUUUACCUGGAUUUGACCAGUUCAUCAAUAAAACACGGAAAUACAGUGAUGAUGACGAAGAAUGUAGUGGCUGUGAAGGCCAGUCUUCUCAGGAAAAGACAUGUAAUCAAGUCUGUGAUAACUGCACAAAGUUGAGUUCGGAGGAAAUUUUGAAUGAAAGUCCAACAUUCUCUUUUCCUGUUUAUGCUGCCAUCUAUAGCGUGGCACAUGCUUUACACAACGUUUUACGCUGUGAUUCAAAUUGCUGCAACAAGAACGUCGCAGUUUACCCCUUCAUGCUUCUGAAGGAAGUUAAGAAGUUGAACUUUUCUCUUAAUGGCCAUCAAAUAAAGUAUGACAUCAAUGGGGAUCCACCUGUCAGUUAUGCAGUGGUUCUCUGGCACCCCAACACCGGUUCUCAAGUCUUCGAGGUGGUUGGUACAUAUGCUACAUAUCCAGAAAUCGCUUUCACCAUCAACAGCUCCCUCAUACUCUGGAAUAAUGAUGGCUCUGUACCCUUUGGAAACUGUUCUGUUGAGUGCAAGGAGGGAUUUCAAAGAGAGAAAGAUCGCAAUCAUGAAUGCUGUUUUCGUUGUAAGAUCUGCCCGAGUAACACCUAUAUAAACUACACUCGAGACCCCUACACUUGUGUCCCAUGCAGUACAGAUGAGUGGUCAGAAGAGGGAAGCAUAGCCUGUCAGAGGCGUGAGAUCAUGUAUCUUUCCUUCACAGACCCUCUGUCUGUAUUGCUCUUAGUAUCUGCUGCCUGUCUGGUGCUACUUUGUAGUGCAAUUACAAUUCUGUUCUCAUACAAUUACAACACGCCAGUAGUGAAGUCUGCUGGUGGCAGUAUGUGCUUCCUCAUGUUAGUGUCUUUGAUCAUGUCCAGCAUAGGCCUGUUCUUUUUCUUCGGGCAACCAAUGGUGAUACAGUGCGUCUUCCGAAAUGUGAUGUUUUGUUUUUUUUACUCUGUGUGCCUUUCCUGUCUGGCUGUACGCUCUUUUCAAAUUUUCUGUGUCUUCAAAAUGGCCACAAAAUUCCCUGAAGCUUACAAAUGCUGGGUGAAGCAUAACGGCCAGUGGUUGGUCAUCACCAUCGUCUCUGUUUUUCAGUUCAUCUUAUGUGUUUUGUGGGGGACCUUCAGAACUCCUGCUCCUACAAGGGACGAAUCGUCUUAUGCAGAUCAGAUCAUCCUGGGCUGUUCACGGGGGAACUUAGGGGUGUUACUAGCAGUCGUGUUUCUCGUUGCACUUCUAAGCUUUCUCUGCUUCUUCUUCUCCUACAUGUGUGCUGACCUACCCAAAAACUACAACGAGGCCAAGUCCAUAACUUUCAGCAUACUUUUCUUCUAUAUCAGCUGGUGCCUUUACUUCACAGCAAAUAUGAUAUCUCAGGCCGUGUACAUCCAGCUGCUUUAUGCACUGGCACAGCUGUCCAGUUUGUAUGCCAUCCUGCUAAGCUACUUCAUCCCGAAGUCUUACAUCAUUGUUUUUCAGCCAAAAAAGAACACUCAAGCUUACUUUCAGACAUCUAUCCAGAAUUACACCCAAAACAUCAGCAGGACGUAAAUGGCCACUCAGGGCUGAAUGCUCAAAUAACACUC